Messenger RNA from Papilio polytes (common Mormon), 783 nucleotides. RefSeq lists its product as uncharacterized. The record is from RefSeq and is a predicted model, not a curated record. Gene Ontology annotation, biological process: porphyrin-containing compound biosynthetic process. NCBI's taxonomy places the organism in Eukaryota, Metazoa, Arthropoda, Insecta, Lepidoptera, Papilionidae. Gene Ontology annotation, molecular function: coproporphyrinogen oxidase activity. The coding region runs from base 326 to 664 and encodes 112 amino acids. The transcript has 2 exons.
GCCACACACCGACACCACGGCGGACGUUCGCCUACUAGCUUACCCCGGUAGCUGAUAGCCUGCCUGAACGCGCGACGCGUUCAAUCGAUACGGCCCGACGUGCUACAGAAAGAGAUGAGUGCACGUCGCACACGAAGGCUUAUCGCCGCGCCUCGCACACGAAAAUACCAGCUGAUGCUCGCUUUCGAUUGUCAGCCAUAGGUGGCGCUUGACGUAAACACAUACGUGACUUGUCACUUGUCACUUGUUGCUGUCACAGAGUGCAGUUCUGUCAAAACAUCGGAUUAAGAGUAAAGUUUUCGUUAAAGAGUUUUUAUUUAAAGAAAUGUCGUACAAAACUAUCAUAAGAAGCUUUCGGACGCUAAGCUAUGUGGGAAGCUAUAAGAAAAUACGAAGCCGACCAUACAAGUUUUACUAUGCAGCGAUAGUAGGCACUGGUAUAAUUGCAUACAACCAGUUGAAGAACAACAAAGCUGAGAUGAAAGAGAUUAUGCAGCUAAAGAACUACAUGGCUGAGCCCAUCACACCUCUCUCACAGUUGGAACAGAACCCAGAUGACAUGAAAACACAAAUGGAGUUACUAAUAAUGAGGAUACAAGCAGAGUUCUGUAGAGCGCUGGAAAAAGAAGAAGACCAGGUAAGGUAUAGGCAAGUGGUAGCCUAACUUAUUACUCUAAAGGUUGUCAUGUCUUUGUUUUGAGUUAUUUAUGUAAAAAUACUAUUGCUUUAAAAUUUUGGUUUUGGAAAACAUUAUAUUAUUUUGGAUAUUUUGGGCUUUGAAAG